AUGCCUCGUUCUCGCAAAACCUUCAAUCACCGUGAAAACUCUACAACUCACGGCGCUCACACUUCUCGUCCUACAAAUCCUGCAAUAGCCACGCCGCUAGCCAAGAAUAAUUGUGAAAACAAGGUGUGGCAACAGGAGGACAAUGACCAGGAUGUCGACAGGCGGUAUCGCGAAUUCGCAGACUGUUCCGAAUCCUUUAUGAUUGGUGCAAUGCCUGUUGACCAGUUUCUAGAAUUCCUGCCAAGGACUGAUAUGUCUGCUAUGCCGCCUGCUGCAAAGGCAUUCAAAGAUGUGCCGGCAGAAGCUGACCACAGGCAGCAGAUCAUUGAACCAUUGAUAAUUGCGCUCAAUUGCGCCGGACGAGGUGCCGUGAAGUCUCGGCCACGAUGUCCUGGAUUUGUCUUCGUAGACACAACCUCAUUCGGCGUGAAUCGCGGGGAGAUAGGCUCAAUGACCCCCCAUGUCUCCUGCUUCUCCGAAGAGGUCAUUGACAUGGCAAACCUGAAGUCAACAGUCACGAGCUCGCUUGCUUACGCCGACCUGUACAUCGAAGUCCAGCAGCAUCCUGGUCUGGACCCCUUCUCAGAUCCAGCUCCUGGUGAUGGUCGUCCCUCACACCAUUUUUUUCUCAUCACCGACAAUGAAGGAAUUCGAGAACGGGCUGAACAGGGCCUGGGGAGGAACGUUGCAUGCGUGACCGAGGCGUGUGCUCGUCAACAUCGCAGCUGCUACUUCUCUGUCGCGCUGUCUGGAUCGCGCGUCCGGCUUAUCCGCUGGGACCGCGCUGGAGCGAUCGCCUCAGAAUCGGUCGACCUGCACAACAAUGCACGGCCUAUCUGUGAAUUCCUGUGGCGGUACGCCCAUGCCUCGCAGUCGCAGCGUGGACAUGAUCCUACCGUUCAGUCCGUGACCAAGGAGGAGGAGAAGCUUUUCAGCGAAUCAAUCAAACGGCAUGUCGAGUCCCAGCUGGGUUUUAGUGACCAGACAAGUCUGAUUGCCGCCAUGGCAGAACACUACAAGCCGGGAACCGUAGUUGCUGUUGCCAUGGUCAACAACAGUUCUGAAGAGCGCAGACUCCUGGUAUCUCGACCAGUGGUCUCGCCUGUCUCAAUGAUGGGUCGAGGGACAAGGGGUUAUUGGGCUGUGGACGCAGGUAGCCCGACAGGAGCAGUAUUCUUCCUAAAGGACACGUGGCGAUGCAACAACGAAUGUCAAACGGAGGGAGAGAUUUUGGCGGAUUUACAUCGUGCUGGAGUACCUAAUAUUCCGCAGUUGAUCUGUCACGGAGACGUCCUGGAACGACAGCCUCAGUUGAACAUAAAUAAAAUCAAGGUAAAGGAAAAUGGCUGCGUCGAAAGCGGUCAAGCUCACUGGGUGUGCAAGCGUGAACGCGAUCAAACUCUUUAUGAAUGCAAUCGAGCUCCUUUUGAAUGUGACCAAGCUCCUUUGCGCCCUCUCGUGCAUUAUCGACUCGUGUCGGGCACUGUCGGAUAUGGACUCCAACACUUCCAAGGGACACAGGAGCUUCUUUGUGGAACGUUUGACGCAUAUCAAGCGAUCAUGGGCGCCAUGAAUGUCGAAGACCCUGCAAAACGCAGGGUACAUCGCAACGUCAGUCUACAAAAUAUCAUCCUAUUCAGGGAUCCCAACGCAGUAGGCAUGAUACGGCGCGGAUAUCUUAUUGAUUGGAGCCUUUCAUGUUUAGUAACAGCUGAGGGGAGGGCUCGCGAUCCCGCAAACGUGGGCACCUUCCAAUUUAUGUCACAGCGCUCGCUGAGUUGGAAGGAAGAAGCUCAGACGAUCCAGGACGACAUGGAGUCGCUGCUCUGGGUUGUACUGUAUUGCAGCUUGUUGUGGUUAGAUCAUGAUCUGCCACCGCAAGCUCUGUCCAAAGUGGUGGCCGACAUUUUCGACCAACUUGUGAUUCGUUUUGGCGAGGUUAUGGCUGGCGAGGGCAAAAUCUUCAACCAACUCGACCGGCGGUACACAUCCAAAAUUCAUUUUUCGAACCCUACGAUGCAACAAUGGCUGGAUGCGGCGAUGGAUUUCAAUGCGCGGAUGUGGGAUCCUGCGAAACUCAAUGCAUUCUGGCAAGACUUUCUCGACACUCACGAGAUAUCGAACAAUGACAGUCUCACGAACAUUAAUAGCUGUUCAUCGCUGCCCUUCGCCUUCGUCUACUUCAUCUACUUCGUCUACUACGUCGUCCGCGUCCGAGACUACCCGCGACAGAGUCAUCUCACGAGUGUUAACGCCAUCUCGUGUCCGUAG
This is a messenger RNA of Sparassis crispa, 2271 nucleotides long. RefSeq lists its product with no specific name. NCBI's taxonomy places the organism in Eukaryota, Fungi, Basidiomycota, Agaricomycetes, Polyporales, Sparassidaceae. The transcript has 5 exons. The record is from RefSeq and is a predicted model, not a curated record. Bases 1 to 2271 code for a protein of 756 amino acids.